GAGGAGGAGGAGGAGGAGGAGGAGGAGGAGGAUGAGACUGCUGAAGUGGAUGCCGAAGCACCUACAGCUGAUAUUCCUGCUCCACCAGCUCAAGUCCCCACCGAGCCCGAGCCCUCGACCCCAUCGCCUCCUACACGCGCACGAUACUCAAGUCCCGACCGCGCAUCCUUCUCCGACGACGCAGCAUCCGCACCCUCAAGCGACUCCGAAGCCGACCCGGCUGCACGUUCACCCACUGCCACGACCGCCCCUGCAGCCCCGCAGAACGCGUUCGCAAAACUGCUCGAAGCCCAGAAAAAGAAGCAGCACCGCAAAGAACUCAAGCGCCUGAAGCGCUCGAAGCGGAUGCGCGCGAUGUUUGACGAAAAGGCAGAGGAGUCAGAGGACGAGUAUAAAGGCGUGGGCGGGUCGUCGCAGUCGGAUGAUGAGGAGGAUGAUAGCGAUGACGAGGAGGUGUUGGCGAAACAUCCUGAGUUGGUCGCUAUGAUGAAUGAUGAUGCUGAUGAAAAUGAAAACCGCGAGCGCGUGCAGGCGCGGUUUAACGAGGAAGAACGCGACCGCGACGAAAAACUCGUACAAGACCUCCUCAAAGGCGUCCACGGCGGCUUCCGCAAACGCAAGCACGCCGGCGGCGCGCUCGACCUGUCCGACGACUCUGAAGACGAAGCCGAGUACGAAGCGCGCCGGCGUCGGCAGCGGCGCAAGCAGCGCCGCCGGAAACUGCUGAUGGAGGACGAGAAGAUUGGGUCGCUGGCGACGGAUCCAAAGACAAAGGCGUUCUUUGACACGAUCGAGGAGGAUGAGAGGAAGGUUGUGGAGACAAAGUAUGUGUCGUUUGAGCAGUUGGCGAUGAUUAUUAAUGAUGAGUAGGGCGAUGUGAACGGGGGGAAUAUAUA
Messenger RNA from Myxozyma melibiosi, 896 nucleotides. RefSeq names its product DNA replication checkpoint mediator, MRC1 domain-containing protein. Gene Ontology annotation, biological process: mitotic DNA replication checkpoint signaling; mitotic G2 DNA damage checkpoint signaling; activation of protein kinase activity. NCBI's taxonomy places the organism in Eukaryota, Fungi, Ascomycota, Lipomycetes, Lipomycetales, Lipomycetaceae. The record is from RefSeq and is a predicted model, not a curated record. The transcript is spliced from 2 exons. Gene Ontology annotation, molecular function: anaphase-promoting complex binding. Bases 346 to 870 code for a protein of 174 amino acids.